This is a messenger RNA of Vigna unguiculata (cowpea), 1298 nucleotides long. Its product is annotated as B-box zinc finger protein 18-like. Gene Ontology annotation, biological process: regulation of DNA-templated transcription; photomorphogenesis. The record is from RefSeq and is a predicted model, not a curated record. Gene Ontology annotation, molecular function: zinc ion binding. Lineage: Eukaryota; Viridiplantae; Streptophyta; Magnoliopsida; Fabales; Fabaceae. Gene Ontology annotation, cellular component: nucleus.
UUGCUGUCAAACCUGCAUUGGCUUUCAACUUGUGGCUACGAAGUAAUGUUUGAGGGCAACAGAGUUGACAAACACUCAUUUAUUGUGUCUUAGCAAAGUUCUGGAAUCAAACCUCAAGGUCCCCCCACUCCUUCAAAAUCCUUUCUUUUAUCCCACACUCUAAUCAUAGUCCUUCCCCAUCAUCAUCAUCAUCAUCAUCGUCGUCAUCAACCACCACCUCCACCCUCUUUCACAAACAACAUAACAUUCACUCGAAAACAAAACUAUCAUACCCACAUGGAUUUGCAAUGAAAGUGGGAGAAUCUAGCUAUGCGAACGCUUUGUGAUGCUUGUGAGAGUGCGGCGGCUAUAGUUUUCUGCGCCGCUGACGAGGCUGCACUUUGUCGUGCCUGCGAUGAGAAGGUUCACAUGUGCAAUAAGCUAGCGAGUAGACAUGUGAGAGUUGGUCUUGCAAGUCCAAGUGAUGUGCCACGGUGUGACAUAUGUGAGAAUGCACCUGCUUUCUUCUAUUGUGAGACAGAUGGAAGUUCCCUUUGUUUGCAGUGUGAUAUGAUAGUUCAUGUUGGAGGUAAAAGAACGCAUGGAAGAUAUCUUCUGUUCAGGCAGAGAGUUGAGUUUCCAGGAGACAAAUCUAGUCAUGCUGAAAAUCCAGGUUCACAGGCAUUAGAACCUGGUGAGAGUAAAAGAGGACAAAAUCCACUUCCCAAGCUAAGAAUGGGAGAGAAGCAGCAGAAUCAUGUGAUGCCUCUGCUUCCAACACCAGGAUCUGAUGCUGAUGGGCAUACCAAGAUGGAAACUAAAAUGAUUGAUUUGAACAUGAAGCCUAAUAAUAGAUUACAUGAACAAGCAUCAAAUAAUCAGGUAUUCGAUAAACUGUCACAAGACUUAUACCAAGUGUGGUUGAAGAGUUGAUCUGAACCAUAAAUGGUGCAACUAGGCAAUGCAGUUCUUGCAGGAUCCUACACCAAAAAUCUAGCACUGGCAAAAGCUUCUCAUGCAUGCUAAUCACAAGGAUGACAAAGAUAUUCUGUUAACAUCCUAUUCUGGCAAAUGAGGCACACAAAUCUUUUGAGGAGUUUACUCGUCUAUGUAGGAACUUAAUUUGGUAGUUCAACACAACAUAUCUGUAUUGCAAAGCAUUGUUGAUUGUAUAUCUAUGAUCGCUUCCAAUGAAUUGCGUGUUGCUGAAUUUUGGUUUUGGGUUUCGGUUUGUAUGCUACUACGUUCCCCCCACAAAAUUCAACGGGGAAGAUUUUUUCUUUUUUUCCAAAUAAAAUGAGACAUAUAAUUAUAAAUCA